Molecule: messenger RNA, 1635 nt
Organism: Closterium sp. NIES-67
Lineage: Eukaryota; Viridiplantae; Streptophyta; Zygnematophyceae; Desmidiales; Closteriaceae
Source: the annotation of a GenBank genome assembly
AUAUCGUUUCCCUCGUCAUCGUCGCUUGAUUCUUGCCGCUCAGAAAGCAACCCUUUGCUCAGAACCUCAGUUCGCAGCUGGAUUCUGGCCGUUUUAUUCCGCCGGAGCCUUACGAAACCUCCCGCUGUUGGGUUUAUCCAGAAGCGCUUCGCGGGAGCUGAGCGGGAGCCAUAGAUUGAGAACUCGUCGUAGUUGAUUGGUAGGAGCCCCAGCGAGUCAGAUAGCGAUCAGACGAAUCCCAUUGAGAAAUCUGUCCAUUGAUUGAGCUUUCGCGUGGCCCUCGGUUGGUAUCUCCGUCGACAGUAGCUUUUUUCCUCUCAGCCGCUCGCAACUUCCCGCUGGCUAAGUAACUCUCUCAGCUAACAGAUUCUAGAACAUGGCGAAGUUACCACUGCCUGCCGCCCUCACCAGGCAGUACACCAGCAGCUCGCUGACGUCACUUCCUACGUCACUUUCCCUCUUCACCCCUGUCCUCCUCCUCCUCUCCUCCCUCAUCCUCUUAGCGCCCGCCUCAGCUCAAGACGUCCCGAUUUAUCCACUAUGCCCCUACACCAAGCGGCCGCCCUCUAGGUCCAACUUAACGUUCACGCGGUGCGUCGGUGCGACUAAGUACACGUGCUGCCCGGACUGCUACGACAUGAAACUCGCGCUACUGGCCGUCAGCGCAAAGGGCUCCGGAAUCCUCAACCAGAUCUCCGCCGGGCUUGGCGGCGUGCUCGCCGGAAAAGAUAUCCAGCUCUGCUCCAUCUUCGCCAGUAACUCAGCCUGUCAGCUGCACCUCGAGCAAGUCGUCUGCGCCAAUGGUUGCGACCCAGAGUCUGGAAACUACCUGGAAAUUGUGAACAACAACACCAAGGGUAUUCUCUCCGUGUGCUCUGACUACUCCUCUGUCGUCUACGGAAGCUGCAAGGACCUUCCACUCCCCGGCUUUGGAACCAUGGCGGAUUUCUUCCCCACUAAAGAGCUCUUCAUGACCAAGCUGUUCGGUGCUGUCAUUGGGCUCAUCGGCAAACUCAACUACACUGUCAAAGUCAAAGCGGGUACAGAGGCGUGCUAUAACGGGCCCAAGGCCCUCCCAGCAAAAACCCUCUGCUGCGACCCGCUCAAAGUCCCCAAAACCUGCCCCCGGGGCACCGUGAGCUUCAAGGAGAACCCCGAGUUCCGCCCCUUUGUGGGGCGGCACGUCGACAGCAAGAGCUGCAGCAUCAACCCGUCGCUCGCCAUGCUGGGACUCCCCGAAGAUGGGGUUGCUACUACAGGGAAGAAGAGCGCGGGGGAUGGGUUUGGGGGGCGGGGGUUGAUGGGGGGUUGGUUUGGGGUCGUGGUGGGCUGGUUGGGAGCGUGGGUGCUGCUGUGGGGGGGAUUGUGAGGCUGAUGAGACUCGAUCAGCCGGGCAUUGAUAUGCUAACAUAUAUUGGGAGAGGGGUUAGCAAGGCGCCCAGUUUUCGUACACUAGAACACUACACUGGCUGCUGUAUAGGGCAGUACGGGUAUAUUGCAGGGGCUUUAUGCCAGGCAUAAUCAGCAUCAAUGUUGUUGACAGGUGGUACCAAGCCAAUAUACUGAUUGCCUGUUCAGAGAGAUCGCUCAGGUGGUAUGACUGGUGUCCAAUGAGCCCUUGUCAUACAGUAUUCA